UCCAAUCCCAAUUGAAACCGGCUGAUUAAGAAAGCCAGCAUAACGGCUGGCUCCGUUCCGCGCUGGUGUGAUGCGGGCAGAAUUUAUUAUUCGCCGCCCCAAAUAAUCUCUUGAUUUCCCGAUUGUGGUCCCCUCCCCCCUUCCACCUCUUUUCUCUCCCUCUCCAACACACCUCUCCUCCCUCUCUCACGCCCAUCAUGGAUAUUAUCCUGGAACUCUGGGACACCUUUAUUGGUGAUCGCCUCUACUCGAGCCUUCUCCCGACCUCCAUCUCCUCCUCCGUCGGCCUCCCGGCCUUUGUCAAUGCGGCCAACAGCACGCUGUCCCUCUUUGGCGCCGCGGAGCCCUUCAUCUAUGAGCCGGCAACACAAUUCAUUCAUCUGGAGCCUUCCAAAUAUGCCUAUCUCAGUGCCUGGCCUCGGAAUAAUAUCUACCGCCAAUUCACUAGCUUUUUCCUCAUCACAUGGAUCUUCGGUCUUCUCGUAUACUUCAUCGUCGCAACCGCCUCGUACAUCUUCAUCUGGGACAAAACCACCUUCAACCACCCUAAAUUCCUCAAGGGCCAAAUUCCCUUGGAAAUCAAGCAGGCCAUGUCCGCCAUGCCCCCAAUGGCCCUCCUGACCGCACCCUUCUUCGUUCUCGAGGUCCGGGGCUAUGCCAAGCUCUACGAUACCGUUGCCGAGGAGCCUUUCCCCUACUACAGCAUCCUUCAAUUCCCCAUCUUCAUCUUCUUCACCGAUUUCUUCAUCUACUGGAUUCACCGAGGCCUGCACCACCCGCGCGUCUACCGCACUCUCCACAAGCCUCAUCACAAGUGGAUCAUGCCUUCUCCUUUCGCGUCGCACGCCUUCCACCCUCUCGACGGUUGGUCCCAGAGUGUGCCCUACCACGUUUUCCCCUUUAUCUUCCCGCUGCAGAAGGUCGCCUACGUCUUCCUCUUCGGUUUCAUCAACUUGUGGACCGUCUUCAUUCAUGAUGGAGAAUACGUCGCGAACAGCCCCAUCGUCAACGGUGCCGCUUGCCACACCAUGCACCACCUUUACUUCAACUACAACUACGGCCAGUUCACUACCCUGUGGGACCGUCUGGGUGGUAGCUAUCGCAAGCCCAAUGAGGAGCUGUUCCGUCGUGAGACUAAGAUGAGUGAGAAGGAGUGGUCGCGCCAGUCCAAGGAGAUGGAGACUAUUCUCAAGGAUGUCGAGGGUGAUGACGACCGCACCUACUCUGCUUCCACUCAGUCGAAGAAGAACCUAUGAGGGAGAAGUCCUCUUUUUGUCUUUGACCUCUUCUUUUUAUAUUUUAGAGCGCAGUGACCUGCACAUGCCACGAGUCGAGCGUGGUCUCUGAUUCUCGAGGACCGUCCUUGGGGACUCCCUUGAACGUUUUGCUGUCUCGGUGAUCCCGAUCAGUGCCCAGCCAUUUUCCCACCCUCUUUCCUGUUAGAACACUACCAUUAAUCAUGCGCCGUGCACAUCCCCAU
Molecule: messenger RNA, 1480 nt
Organism: Penicillium brasilianum
Lineage: Eukaryota; Fungi; Ascomycota; Eurotiomycetes; Eurotiales; Aspergillaceae
Source: the annotation of a GenBank genome assembly